UUUCCUGUUUACAUUUGUGGUGUCAGAAAGUGUACUACUGUGUAGCACAGUUCCUCCAGGAAUUAUCCCAAACUAAAGUACUAGUACAAUUAUUUAUUAGUAGAGAAGCUUGCUAAUCGAAGAAAAGUUGCUCCGCUCAGUCCACCGAAAAUGAGGAGAUUCACCAGUAUUGUUUUGUGUGUCAUUCUUGCCAUAUCUUUGAAUGUUGCAGCUGAGCGUGGAUACUUCCAUUACCAAAGCCAUGGGAUGAAAUAUGAGCAGACGACACAAGAUGAAGAAACAUUUGUGAGAAGAAUCAACAAGGAGGGGGCAUGCCAAGAUUUACCACAAGAUAUGGCAGGCAUUUGUGUAGAAGACUGCUCUGGUGACAGCGACUGUGAAGGGAACUUCAAGUGUUGCUCAAAUGGCUGUGGGAUACAGUGCCAAAAACCUGUAGCAGAAAAGCAGUGCUCCAUUGCCUGCAACAAGAUGUACGAUCCCGUGUGUGGGACCGACGGAGUGACCUAUGGCAAUGAGUGUACACUGCGGUACCUCAAAUGCACCAGGAACCAAGAUUUCAUCCACCAGAAGAAUGAAGGAGAAUGCCCACACCAUCGCAGAGUGGGGCCAUGCGAGCAAGAGAAGAACCUGAAACUUGACAGGGCAUCCAUGGUUGGACAAACUACUCCACGGUGUGACAAUAAAGGCUUCUACAGACCCAUGCAGUGCUCUGGGUCAAUCGGAUCUUGCUGGUGUGUGACCAGGGAGGGCCUACAGGUGACGGAGGCCGAGGGCGUCAUGAUCAACUCAGAUGAGGACUGCCUCGAGUUUCUCAUGGAGCAAAAAUAGUAUUGCCCGUUUCACAUCAUAGGGUAUGGGUGACUUGGAGCAAAAAUAGUAUUGCCCGUUUCACAUCAUAGGGUAUGGGUGACUUGGAGCAAAAAUAGUGUUGCCCGUUUCACAUCAUAGGGUAUGGGUGACUUGGAGAAAAAACAAAGGAUAUUGAUUUGUGUUUGAAAACCUAAGAUACAUUUAUUGACCAGUUCCGUACUAAAUAACAAUUGGAGAUGUACCAAAGGACUUGUAUUUUACAGCUCAGUAGCAUAACUUUGCAUAAUUUAAGAUUAAAAGAUUCUCUGCUACUAAAAGUGGCUUAAAGUUUAAUCAGAUAUUGAUAAUCAGAAUUAAAUUUGAACUUUGAAAAAGAAAACUUUUGGAAAUCAACUAUGUAAUUGGAACUAAGAGUAUAUAAUUUGGUUUUUUUUACAUUUACAUGAUUUAAAAUAAAAGUUCAGGUAUUUGGUACUUAAACACAGUUUUUACAUUUAGUAAACAAAAACCGUACAGAGUCAGUAUUGUGUAUUAAAGUUACAUCAGCAUUUAGUUUACUAUUCAACUCAUGGUAUAUUGAACUCCUUAUUUGUGUACUUUAAAUUUGUACCUACAUUUAUUAGCAUGACGGCAGAAAAGAAAUAUUUGCGAACACAAUCACUUUCAUUUUGGUCAUAAUCACGGCAACUCUGAAUCAUUUCUUUGCAAAAUGGCAUGGAUCAGUGCUGUAAGUGGGUUCAAUGUUCAGGGGUUCGUUUUGUGGGCAGGUUUUUUUUGGGGGGGGGGGUGGCUCAUUUAGGCUGGUCGAGAACUCACAAACUUGAAUCCACCCACAACCAUUCGUUAAUCAAGUUAAAUUUUGUGCAUCCUUUACAAAAUGAUAUUUUUUUUAAAAUUCGUUAGAUACAUUCUGUGCAUAUGUGCCUUGCUAUUUAUACAAAACAGAAACUUGAAGUUUACUUUCUUAGUAUAAUAAAAUAAGAAGUUGACAAAUUU
Molecule: messenger RNA, 1806 nt
Organism: Patiria miniata (bat star)
Lineage: Eukaryota; Metazoa; Echinodermata; Asteroidea; Valvatida; Asterinidae
Product: ovoinhibitor-like
Exons: 6
Coding region: 151-828 (225 amino acids)
Biological process (GO): cell-matrix adhesion
Cellular component (GO): extracellular region; basement membrane
Molecular function (GO): protein binding; peptidase inhibitor activity
Source: RefSeq, a predicted model, not a curated record